This is a messenger RNA of Ceratina calcarata, 1492 nucleotides long. Its product is annotated as carnitine O-palmitoyltransferase 2, mitochondrial-like. The transcript has 5 exons. Gene Ontology annotation, molecular function: carnitine O-palmitoyltransferase activity. The record is from RefSeq and is a predicted model, not a curated record. Gene Ontology annotation, biological process: fatty acid beta-oxidation. Lineage: Eukaryota; Metazoa; Arthropoda; Insecta; Hymenoptera; Apidae. Gene Ontology annotation, cellular component: mitochondrion. Bases 97 to 1392 code for a protein of 431 amino acids.
CAAGGGAAAGUGCAAUUAUUAUUAAGAAUUUUAAGGAGCAUAUCUACUAAAAGAGAUGAUGAGUAUCAAUAUUUGGAAAGAAGUAAGAUACCAACAAUGCAUUUUCAACCAUCUCUACCACGCUUACCUAUCCCAAAAUUAGAAGAUACAUGUAAAAGAUAUCUAAGUGCACAAAAGCCAUUAUUAUCUGAAGACCAGUUCAAAAAGACUACAAUUUAUGUUAAUGAAUUUUUAUCUAAAGAUGGUACUGAACUACAGAGAAGACUGAUUGAAAAGAAUGCAAAAAAUGUUCAUACCAGUUAUAUCAGUAAACCCUGGUUUGAUUUAUAUUUGAAAGACCGUAAGUCUUUGCCGAUCAAUUAUAAUCCCUUCUUAGUUCUUCUACCAACAUCGGAUCCAAAUUAUAAUACACAAUUAGUACAAGCAACAAAUCUUGUUAUAUCAUCACUAAGAUUUAUGAAAUCAUUAAAAGAGAAUAUUCUAAGGCCUGAGAUAUUCUUUUUAAAGCCAAAAACAGCUAACAGUAAUAUAUUUCAAACAACUGCAAAGUCCCUACCACCUAAAUUUAGUUGGUACGGGGCUUAUCUGUUUAAGGCAUUUCCAUUGGAUAUGUCACAGUACCAUAACUUGUUUAAUACGACAAGAUUACCAAAAUUAGAAAAAGAUGAAAUCUAUGAGGAUAAAUCAGGCAAGCAUAUAAUAGUAAUGAGAAAAGGAAAUUUUUUUACCUUUGAUGUAAUAGAUGAAGAUGGAUAUAUUUAUGAACCACAUGCAAUAGCUAGUUGUCUAAAGUUCAUUUUAGAAGACAAUACAUCAGCAAAUGAAUAUCCGAUUGGAGUCCUUACAACAUCAAAGCGUGACUUGUGGGCCGAUGCAAGAAAUCAUUUGUCACAUAUUGGUAAUCAUGAAAUUCUGCAGAAAAUAGAUUCUGCUAUAUUUAUGAUGAUAUUAGAUGAUGAAAGUAUUGGUACUGACAGUAAUAACGUUAUUGGUGUUAACUACAAUAAGUUACUUAGAACGUAUCUUCACGCGGAUGGAACAAACAGGUGGUUUGACAAGUCCUUUUCAUUGAUCGUUACACAAGAUGGACAUGCAGGAAUAAAUUUUGAACAUUCAUGGGGUGAUGGUGUAGCAGUACUGAGGUUUCUUACGGAUAUACAUAAAGAUAUAACUAAACAACCAAGAUUUUGUCGUAGUGAUAUCGAACAUCUUCCACAAGGAGCAAUCAAAGUUAAGAAGCUCCAAUUUAAUAUAGAUAAUAAGGUACAAGACAUUAUUAAUACAGAAAAGAGAAAAUAUGUGGAAUGGAUUAAUGAACUGAAUCUUGAUCAUGUGAUAUUUACUGAAUUUGGCAAAAAUAAGUGCAAAAAGUUUGGAUACAGCAGCAUAUAAACAUGGUCGAACAGAAACGCUUAGAUCUUGUACGACAGAAACGAAGAAAGCAUGCGAGAUGAUAAUUCAGAAAAAUCGCAAUGUUUCCUUGUCCGAACUA